CGCACGCUUCACCAACGACUCCCCAAGCCAUUCUUUCAACGACAGCCCGCUUCACUCGUUCAGCGGCUAUCAUCACGGUAUUCUCAUAUCACAAUGGGUGUCUACACUGUCGCGGCGCUUCUUGCGUCUGGCCUGUUGGCCAAUGCCGUUCCUCACGCCGGCAAUGAGCACCAGCAUGCUCACCUCCACAAGAGGCACAGCAACUACACCGUUCCUGCGGUCGUUGUCCAGGCCGACGAGUGCGCCUACGAGACGUACACCAAGACAUGGUACGGCGAGCCAACCAUGGCUAUGGAUACACCAGCCUCGACCUACGUCGCUCCUCCUCCAGCUUCGACCUAUGUUGCUCCUCCUCCAGCCUCGACAUACGUUGCUCCUCCACCCGCUACGACCUCCAAGGCUCCUCCAGUCUACGUUGCGCCGACGCCCGCAACGUACGAGGCACCGGUCUCCUCAUCAGCACCGGCCUACUCUGCCCCUGCAUACUCCGUGCCAGCCAUCGCCAAGCAGGUCCUCAACGACGUCCACGCGGCCAUCACGCCCAGCGGCAACAAGUGGGCCAUGACCUACACUCCCUACGCGCAGGACGGCACAUGCAAGUCCGCCAGCGACGUCGCCUCCGACAUCAAGUCGAUCAAGUCCAUGGGCUUCACUACCGUUCGCAUCUACGCGACCGACUGCUCCGGCCCAGAGAACGUCGGCGCUGCCUGCGCCGCCGAGGGUCUCAAGAUUAUCCUCGGAGUGUACAUCGAUGGGUCCGGCAUCUCCGGUACCUGCCACGAGCAGAUCAGCACCUUGACCACCUGGGGCGCGGAUAACUGGUCCAUGGUUGAGAUGGUCGUUGUCGGAAACGAGGCCGUCUUCCAAGGACACACCGAUGCCGGCUCGCUCGCCGCGUUCAUCAGCGACACCAAGUCCAAGUUCCAGGCUGCUGGCUACACCGGUCCCGUCACUACCACCGAGACCGUCGCCGUCAUCGUCGAGAACGCCGCCAUCUUCUGCCCUGUCAUCGACUGCGUCGCCGCCAACAUCCACCCAUACUUCAACGGCGCAGUCGCUGCCUCCGGUGCCGGUGACUUUGUCAAGACGGAGUUGGCUCUCCUCGAGUCUGCCUGCCCUGGCAAGGACACCUACAACCUCGAGACUGGCUGGCCAUCCGCCGGUAACGCCAACGGAGCUGCCAUUCCCGGUACCGCCGAGCAGAAGGAGGCCAUUGACUCGAUCGUUGCCGUCUGUGGCUCCAAGUCCGCUAUCUUCUCCUUCGAGAACGACACCUGGAAGGCCGCCGGUAACCUCGGUGUUGAGCAAUACUGGGGUGCUUCUUCAGUCUUCGCCGCUCCUUCGUACUAGAUGUAAUGAUUGGCAAUGAAUGUUCAGCUCGAGCGAGCGAGGG
Messenger RNA from Zymoseptoria tritici IPO323, 1393 nucleotides. RefSeq names its product putative glucan 1,3-beta-glucosidase (gene EXG12). Gene Ontology annotation, cellular component: extracellular region; fungal-type cell wall; cell surface. The transcript has a single exon. Lineage: Eukaryota; Fungi; Ascomycota; Dothideomycetes; Mycosphaerellales; Mycosphaerellaceae. Gene Ontology annotation, molecular function: 1,3-beta-glucanosyltransferase activity; glucan endo-1,3-beta-D-glucosidase activity. The coding region runs from base 94 to 1350 and encodes 418 amino acids. Gene Ontology annotation, biological process: cell wall organization. The record is from RefSeq and is a predicted model, not a curated record.